AAAAUGGAUAGCCAGCUGGAUGUUCUCAGGAGGGAACUGGUCGAAGUUCGAGGUAUCCCACUCUUCUGGAGCAUUGCUGAACAGUGGUCUCAGGUGGAGUCAUUUGAGGCCCGGCCUGAUGACCUUCUGAUAGCCACCUACCCCAAAUCUGGAACGACCUGGGUCAGCGAAAUCGUGGAUUUGAUUUACAACAACGGGGAUGCGGAGAAGAGUAGGCGUGAUGUCAUAUACAUGCGUGUGCCGUUCAUGGAGUUAGCUGUUCCUGGGAGGACCAGUGGUGUUGAGAAGCUAAACAACAUGCCGUCUCCUCGCUUAGUGAAGACACACCUACCUGUGCAACUUCUCCCUUCUUCAUUUUGGAAAAACAACUGCAAGAUGAUCUAUGUGGCCCGGAAUGCUAAGGAUGUGGUUGUUUCUUACUAUUAUUUCUACCAGAUGGCAAAACUGCACCCAGAGCCUGGAACUUGGGAGGAAUUCCUUGAUAAAUUCAUGACUGGGAAGGUGAGUUUUGGAUCCUGGUAUGAUCAUGUGAAGGAUUGGUGGGAGAAAAGAAAGGAUUAUCGCAUCCUUUACCUGUUUUAUGAAGACAUGAAAGAGGAUCCUAAGCGUGAAAUUAAAAAGUUGUUAAAGUUUCUAGAGAAAGAUUUGCCUGAUGAAGUUGUGAAUAAAAUCCUACAUCACAGCUCUUUCAAAGUGAUGAAGCAGAAUCCUAAAACAAACUAUACUACGGUGACCCAGGAGGAGAUGGACCACUCCGUGUCUCCCUUCAUGAGAAAGGGAAUUUCAGGAGAUUGGAAGAACCAUUUCACGGUGGCCCAGUAUAAGACAUUUGAAGAACAUUAUGAAGAGAAAAUGAAAGACACUGCAUUGAAAUUUCGAUCAGAGAUCUAA
This is a messenger RNA of Jaculus jaculus (lesser Egyptian jerboa), 891 nucleotides long. Its product is annotated as sulfotransferase 1 family member D1. Gene Ontology annotation, cellular component: cytoplasm. Gene Ontology annotation, molecular function: sulfotransferase activity. Gene Ontology annotation, biological process: sulfation. Bases 4 to 891 code for a protein of 295 amino acids. NCBI's taxonomy places the organism in Eukaryota, Metazoa, Chordata, Mammalia, Rodentia, Dipodidae. The transcript has 7 exons. The record is from RefSeq and is a predicted model, not a curated record.